AAGGUUGUUUUAUUUUGGAAAAUGAAGACAUUAAGUCAGUGAGAAGAGAGAGAAAUAAAAGCGGGGAAGAAAACAUUAACACAAUGUAACUCUGUUGUGUUGUGUCCAUUCCAUAACCUAAUUCCGUCAUAACGAUUGGCGCUUAAGCAAAGAUGUAAGCAAUAUUCAUUCCUUCCGCCAAAGCCAAAAUGACUGCAUCGACGUCUUUUUUUCUCCCAAACUCAAUCUUUUGAUUUCAAGAGAAUGCAAGUUACAUUGACGGUUGUCUAAGUUGGCAGUUAUCAUGGGAUCAGCUUGUUGUGUUGCUGCAAAGGAUCAUACUAUUCCCAGAAGAACUGGAGGUGAAAGUAUACAUAGAAAUGGCGUAUGUUCGCCGUCAUGGAGUUUUCAGUGGGAUAGUUGGGGCCGUGUUGCUGGUGAAAUUGAGGAUCCUUCCUUUCACUCAUCUCGCAGAGUCAGUAGAAAUGUAAGCAUGGAGUUAAAAGGGUCAUUAAGUUCUGAAAGAGGCAAUUUAUCUGAUGGGGGAAGCACCCUGGAUAAUUCCGUGUCAUCUAUGUCUCAGAAGUCCCCUGUUCGGGAGCAUUUGGUUACAAGUCAGAUGACUCUAUCUUCAGAUUUAUCCAUGUCAAGUAAUUGCUCCGCAGUGGUGAAGAAUCUGAUUGGAUCACCAGAGAUUGCAGAAUCUUCAAUACCAAAUCAUUCAAUACCUUCAGUUUUCUCAACUCCUGGGACAGAUUCCAUGCCUAAUCAUAAUUAUCACAAUCUUCCUAGCUCAACCCUAUCCAGAUGGGCUCAUCGUUCUCCAGGACACCCACUGUUGAGACAAAUAUCUGAUAGUCGAAUUCUGGGCCUGAAAUCACCUGACACCUCAAUUUCUGAAGGCAGGCCAUCAUUUGUACUCUCCAAUUUUAGCAAUGAAAUGGCAACAGGAUCCCAAUGUGGGUCAUCUGAUGGCUGGUCUAUGCGCACCUUUUCUGAAAUGGUGGCCUCAUCUCAAAAGGAAAGGUGGUCUUUUGAUAGUGAAUAUUCGGGUUCAGGCCAUCAGAAGAUAAGUGGAACUAGUAGCAGAUUCUCGUACUCUCCCUCAAUGGAUUUACAGACUUGUGGGGCUUGCUCCAAGCCCUUGACCGAAAGAUCUGCAUGGGGCAGCCAGAAGUUUAUUGCCGGCAAUGACCUCUCAGUUGUUGCUGUACUGGUGUGUGGUCAUGUAUAUCAUGCAGAAUGCUUGGAGACUGUGACACCGGAGGCAGAUAGUUAUGAUCCAGCUUGUCCAGUUUGUAUGGUUGGAGAGAAGAACUUGUCAAAGUUUUCCAAAAAGGGUCUUAGAUUGGAAUCAGAGACUAAGGCCAAAAGCUACAAGAUAUCUAGAAACCGAGUAGUUGAUAGCUACCUUGAUGGUGGAUUAGAUGUUUUUGAUCGGCUAAAAGAUGUAGUUUCAAAUAUGGAGCCUAGCUCCAGUUCAAGGAGUUCAUUUGGAAAGCCCUUCUUGAGGCGGCAUUUUUCAUUGGGAUCCAAAUGGAGCCGGUCCCUAUUAGAGAAUGAUUCUGCUAGGAAGAAGGACUUUUGGGCAAGAUAUCGUAAAGAUUGAGCUUUUUUAGUAGCAGCAACAAUCAUACUAGUAACCCCCAAGUUAGAAUUUCAUGUUUCCUAUGCAGUCUAGCUUUAGUAGUAGUUUUAGACUUUUAGUUUAGAUUUAUUUCAAAUUUAUUUUGAAUUGUCACCAGAAGUUCUCACCAUGUUGUUGUUCAUAUUAAUUGUAUGAAUGAAGCUUCUUUCGACAAAAAUCAGAGCAUUAGGCCUUAGCAGCGACGAACACUGGGAUGCGAAGAAACAAAUACACCGUGUAUUAAAACGGUUCACUUGUGUUGUAACAACAUUGACUCGCU
Cajanus cajan (pigeon pea) is the source of this 1886-nucleotide messenger RNA. RefSeq lists its product as uncharacterized. Lineage: Eukaryota; Viridiplantae; Streptophyta; Magnoliopsida; Fabales; Fabaceae. The record is from RefSeq and is a predicted model, not a curated record.